Cryptosporidium muris RN66 is the source of this 2067-nucleotide messenger RNA. Its product is annotated as thrombospondin type 1 domain-containing protein. The transcript has a single exon. NCBI's taxonomy places the organism in Eukaryota, Apicomplexa, Conoidasida, Eucoccidiorida, Cryptosporidiidae. The record is from RefSeq and is a predicted model, not a curated record. Gene Ontology annotation, biological process: cell adhesion. Gene Ontology annotation, cellular component: extracellular matrix. The coding region runs from base 1 to 2067 and encodes 688 amino acids.
AUGCGCUUUUUAUUUUCAUUGGUAGUCUUUAGCUUUGUAUCAAGCUUCAGACAUGUCUUUAGUUCACUCCCCCCACCAUAUACUACAAACACUUAUAAUGUCGAAAUUGAUGGUAAUACUAUCAUUACUGUAUUUGUGCCACAAUCAAAAUUUUUUAAUGUCCCAGGAUUGGAUGGUCUUAAUUGCCCUCAGUAUAAUAUAGAUCAACGUGGAUCUUGGUGUUCAGGUCUUAAUACAGCAUAUACAGUUAAUAAAAGUAGUUGGCAACUUUGUUCUAAUCAAUGCUAUUAUAGCCGCUAUACUAUAUUGGGUCUUUGUCAACAAUUUACUUAUGAUUCAAAUACUAAUCAAUGCCUUAUAAAAGAUGGAGAUACAUCUUGUGCAGAAAGUAGUCAGGGCUAUAUUACAGCACAUAACCCUGCAAUAAUAGUGGGGGAAUGUAGUACAACUUGCAAAGUUUCUGAGUGGUCUGAGUGGUCUCCUUGUUCUAUAAAUUGUGUAGGAAAUAGGGUGAGGAGUCGCUAUGUAACUUCACAUCCAAUAUUUGAUUCUGAUUAUUGCCCACAUCUUACAGAAUUUGCCAACUGUAAUACUAAUCAAGAAUGCCCCCCAACUUGCCCCCAAUAUGGAAUUGCAAUUUUGGGAUGGGGCUGCCAAAUGGAAUCAGAAUUUUCUUUUUCACCAAAUGUCUUGCGGAGCAUGCAACAGAAUUGGUUCUCAUGUCUUAGACAAUGUCAAGGAGAUCCUUUAUGUGUUGCUUGGGCAUUUAAUUCUACUUCUCCAAUUCCAAAUAUAGAUACUAUUGAUUUUGGAAUUUGUUAUGUUCAUCGUUAUGCUUUUGGGUGUCAAAUUCCAUCACCUGGUUGGAUUUCCGGCUAUCCAAAUACGGUAGGUAGUGAGUGUCCAAGUAGUCAUUGUAAAUACAAUGAUUGGUCACAUUGGAGUACUUGUUCCAAUCGUUGUAGUAAUUCUGAACAUCAAACACGAUCUAGAAGUAUUCAAAGUUCUAAUAUUUAUUUAAAUUCUUUAAAAUGUGAAGAUCAGACGCAAUAUAGAGUAUGCUCAGAAGAUCCAAGUAAUAUAAACUACUGUACUGAAUGUUUGACAUCUAGUUGGUCAGAUUGGUCACCUUGCUCAUCUUCUUGUGGAGGUGGGUCCAGAAUACGUACAAGAAAAGUUAUAAAACUUCCUGCAAAUAGUAACAUGAGUACUUGUCCCACUUUAAAAAGUGUUGAAGUUUGUAAUGAAGAAAUUCCCUGUACUAUUAAGACAGAAUGUAAAGUUGGAGAAUGGUCUAGCUGGUCUCCUUGCUCUACAUCCUGCAAUGGUGGACAUUCAACUAGGCAUAGAAAUGUAACUGGGAAUCAUUGUCCUGAGGAUACACAAACUAUCACAUGUAAUGAAAAUGAUUGUUCUGGUCAACCAAGUAUUAAAGCUUUAUGUAAUGGUAUUAUGACUACAUGGUCAUCUUGGAGCUCUUGUAGUGAGAUAUGUGGUCCUGGUGAAUCCUACAGGACUAGGACCUUUGAUAAAUCAAAAAUUGGUAUUUGGAAUUACAAGCCUCCAGGGACCCCUAGUGAAUGGAAAAAAAUCACGAUAUUAUGUAAUGGUACUGAAAUGUUACAAUCACAAAACUGCACAACAGGACAACCUUGUUCAGAUAAUUGUGAGAUCGGAGCCUGGAGUAAAUGGACUAUAUGUAAUUGUACAGGAAUCCAGUCCAGAGAAAGAUCUGUAAAUAUUACAAAUAACCAUUCACAUAUUUGUCCUAAUAAAGUAGAAAUCCGAAAUUGUACUGAACCAAUUGAUUGCUAUAAUAAAACAAAGGAAUAUUCAAAAUCUCCCCCAUCUCCAGGUAAAUUGAAUUUGGCAGCAGCUAUUGGAACUCCUCUAGCUGUACUAGGUGUUGGUAUUGCUUCUCUUAUUACAUGGUUAGCUACUAGAAAUGCAAAUUCUGCUGAUGAUUCUGAUGAGGGCUAUCAAUACCUUGAUCAUAAUCCUAGUUCAGAGCAAUCAGAAGAAUUUGUACAGGAACUUGGCCCAGAGAGUAGUGCCUGGGCAGAAUAG